UGGGUGCUGGCCUUUGAGAUCUUCAUCCCUCUGGUGCUCUUCUUCAUUCUGCUGGGGCUGCGGCAGAAGAAGCCGACCAUCCCUGUGAAGGAAGUCUGUAAGUUGGUGGGAUGGGUGGGCGCCUCCUUCCCUUCCCCUGCCUGUGCCGGCUACAGAUUUGGGGGAGAAAGAGCCUGGUUUGGAUCAGCACACUCUGGCCUAAUCAACUCCUCUGUAACCCUGUUGCCUUCCUCUGUGGCUGGUGAAGAUGGGCUUGGGCAGCACAGCGUGGCGUCUGCUGGUCCUCCUUGGUGGUUGCCCAGGCAGGACGAGCCCAUAGUGGUGUCCCCACGAGUUCCCCAGGCGCUGGGGCUGCCAGUGGCGAUGUCGCCCGCACCCUGUGUUGUGGAGGGCUCUCCUGGCCUUGUCCUACCCUUUCCUCCUCACACAGACCUUACUGGAUGCUGGCACCCAUAUGGUGGCCUAUGGUCACGCAGUCUUGCCGGUGCCCCAACCUGAGCUGGUGCCCAAGGGGCUGGACAUGUCUCCCACCCCUACACCACCUCUGGGUCCGUGUCCUGGCCUCUUGCUGCUGGGAUGAGACAGGAUGUAGCACUACUAGGAGCCUGGAGGCCUGCAAGAUGCUACCCAUGCACUGGCUUUGUCACCUAGCAGGCUGCUGGCCCCUCCCGGUCUGUCCUGGGCUGUCCCUUGUCCCUGCCAGAAGGCCAUCUUCACCAAGCCCUGCCUGCCGCGGCCGUGCUAACAGCACUGACUGACCUAACCCCGGGGCUGCCGGCCGGGCUGGCAAGAGCAGGGUCCCUGCCCAGCGCUGCCCGGUUUCCACCUUUGGUCCCUUCGGGCAGUGCCCUCCUGGGCUCACCCUGCCCUGGGGAAGGGGCCAUCCUGACAGGGACGAUGGCUCAGCGCCGGCAGAGGGGGAGAAGGUUUGCCACCCCUUGCUGCUCCUCAUCUCUUCCAUCUCCCCGCCUGCCGUGUCUCCAUUUCCACCUCCAGCAACCGCGUCGGGGCAGCUGGGCUGGGGGGAGUCUGGGGCUCCAGGAGCUGUGGGUGACAACUCUGUUUUCCCUGUCUAUUCUUCCUCCUCUUCCUCCAGAGAGCUGAUGGGGCCUCGGAGGUUACUAACAAGAGGGCCGAGAGGCUGGGGGAGGUUGGCGGCCAUCCUGGGGGCACGCGGCAGGAGCUGGCAUCAUGCUGGAGUGGGAAGGACCCGUUACCCAGUGCGGAGCGGGCAGGGGCCAGGGUGGCCGGAGGUACCCACAGCCCUGAGGGGCCGCUAGCUGGGACAGCCUUGGUGGGAAAGCCGCAGACAUCUGCCCGUGGCCGCCAGCCUCCUGCCGGGCUCGCAGGGCCCCGCGCGUGUUGUUCUGAACUGAGUGUCUGUCUCUCUGGUGGCCUCUGCCUCCCCUGCCUCUCCUUCCUCCCUGCCCGCACCUCCCCUGGCCUCUCUGCGCUCUCCCGCUGGCUCCAGCUUUCUACACGGCGGCACCGCUCACCUCAGCCGGGAUUCUGCCCAUCAUGCAGUCCCUCUGCCCCGACGGCCAGCGCGAUGAGUUUGGUUUCCUGCAGUACUCCAACUCCACGGUGACACAGCUCCUGGAGCACCUCAGCGAAGCGGUGGAGCAGAGCAGCCUCUUCGACCCACAGCACCCAGGGCUGGAGGAGGAGCUGGAGUCGCUGCGCCGGCGCCUGGAGGCACUCAGCACCAGCGAGCCCAGCCCCAUGGAGACCCACUUCAGCAGCCGAGCAGGAUCCGGCUUCACGCUGGCAUGGGCGGCCAAGGACCGGGGGGAGCUGCACCGCUUCCUGACGCAGAACCUGUCCCUCCCCAACAGCACUGCUGAGCUGCUCCUGGGCUCCAGCGUUGACUUGCGGGAGGUGUACCGGCUGUUUUUCGGUUCCUUUCCUUUGGGGCCUGACGAGGCCCACGAGCGAGACCUGUGGGAUGGUUUUGGCCGUAGUGAGAAGAUGCUGCAGCUGGAGCAGAGCUUCCCAAGCGGCUGGAGGAGCCUGCGGGAAGGGCUGGUGCACCGGGCGCUGCGGGACCCCAUGGCAGCCCCGCGCCGGCCAGCCCUGCUGCGCCUGCUCUCCCAGGCCCUGGGCCUCGCCAGUGCCGCCGCAGCACCCGCCGCUUCCGACAGCCCCCAGGCCCUCCUCACCGAGAUGGAGGGCAUCCUCUUCACCGGGCCGGUGCUGGAGCAGCUGACAUGUGAGCAGAGCUCAGCGAUGCUGCGGCACCUCCUGCGCGUGGCCCCUGCGCAGCAGCCGCUGCUGCAGGCGUACCGGGCACUCACCUGCAACGGCAGCGGGGCCGCCCGCCGUGAGCGCUUCGCCCAGCUGGCAGACGAGCUCCGAGACCAGCUCGACACCCCCAGGAUUGUCAGCAAGUUGAAGCUGGACGAGGUGAACAGCACAGCUGCCCAGCAUCGCCUCCGCGCCCUCCUGGAGGACCUGGUGGAGAUGGAGAAGGUUCUCCGUGACAUGGACAUCCUCUCGGCGCUGGCCAAGCUGCUGCCCAGGGGAGCCUGUGCUAGCAAGGCCCCGUCACCCACUGCCAACAGCACCGGCUGGGCUGGCACCAACACCACUGCCGGUAACGCCACGGCGGAGGAGGAGGGUGGCGCAGGGGGCCCAGCCGGCAGCGACAACCCGCAGGGGCAAUUCUCAGCGUUCGUGCAGCUCUGGGCCGGGCUGCAGCCCAUCCUCUGCGGCAACAACCGGACGAUUGAGCCCGAGGCGCUGAAGCAAGGCAACAUGAGCUCACUGGGCUUCACCAGCAAGGAGCAGCGGAACCUGGGCCUCCUCGUGCAUCUGAUGACCAGCAACCCCAAAAUCCUGUACGCGCCUGUGGGCACUGAAGUGGACAAAGUCAUCCUGAAGGCCAAUGAGACCUUUGCUUUUGUGGGCAACGUCACUCACUACGCCAAGGCGUGGUUGAACAUCUCCCCCGAGAUCCGUGCGUACCUGGAGGAGGGCAGGCUGCAGCGGCGCAUCCGAUGGCUCCAGCAGAUCACUGCCGACCUCCACAAGCACCCAGAGAUCCUGAAUGUCUCUGACAACGAUGUUCUCCACAACUUCCUCAGUGGCAAUUUUUCCCUGCCCAACGCCAGUGUCCUGCUCCAGCAGCUGGACACCAUCGACAAUGCUGCCUGUGGCUGGGUCCACUUCAUGGCCAAGGUCAGUGUGGACAUCUUCAAAGGCUUCCCAGAUGAGGAGAGCAUCGUCAACUACACACUGAACCAAGCCUACCAGGACAAUGUCACCGUCUUUGCCAGCGUCAUCUUCCAGACCAACAGGGACGGCUCGCUGCCCCCCCAUGUCAUGUACAAGAUCCGGCAGAACUCCAGCUUCACAGAGAAGACUAACGAGAUCCGGCGGGCGUAUUGGCGGCCGGGCCCCAACACCGGUGGCCGCUUCUACUUCCUCUAUGGCUUUGUCUGGAUCCAGGACAUGAUGGAGCGUGCCCUCAUCAACACCUUUGUUGGCCAUGAUGUGGUGGAGCCCGGCAACUAUGUGCAGAUGUUCCCCUACCCAUGUUAUACUCGGGACGACUUCCUCUUCGUCAUUGAGCACAUGAUGCCCCUGUGCAUGGUGAUCUCCUGGGUCUACUCGGUGGCCAUGAUGAUCCAGCACAUUGUGACCGAGAAGGAGCAUCGCCUGAAAGAGGUGAUGAAGAUGAUGGGCUUGAACAAUGCGGUGCAUUGGGUGGCUUGGUUCAUCACUGGCUUCGUCCAGCUCUCCAUCUCAGUCACGGCACUCACUGCCAUCCUGAAGUACGGCAAGGUGUUGAUGCACAGUGAUGUCCUCAUCAUCUGGCUCUUCCUCGCCAUCUACGCAGUGGCCACCAUCAUGUUCUGCUUCCUGGUGUCAGUGCUCUACUCCAAGGCCAAAUUGGCCUCUGCCUGCGGUGGCAUCAUCUAUUUCCUCAGCUACGUGCCCUACAUGUACGUGGCCAUCCGGGAGGAGGUGGCGCAUGACAAGAUCACGGCCUUUGAGAAGUGCAUUGCGUCCCUCAUGUCCACCACGGCCUUUGGUCUGGGCUCCAAGUACUUUGCACUGUACGAGGUGGCUGGUGUGGGCAUCCAGUGGCACACCUUCAGCCAGUCGCCCGUGGAAGGAGAUGACUUUAACCUCUUGCUGUCCAUGAUGAUGCUGAUCGUGGAUGCUGUGGUGUACGGGGUGCUCACAUGGUACAUUGAGGCCGUACACCCGGGGAUGUUUGGUUUGCCGCGGCCCUGGUACUUCCCUCUCCAGAAGUCCUACUGGCUGGGCAACGGGCGAGUGGAGACCUGGGAGUGGACGUGGCCCUGGUCCCGCACCACCCGCCUCAGCAUCAUGGAGGAGGAUCAGGCCUGUGCGAUGGAGAGCCGGCGACUGGAGGAGACGCGGGGCAUCGAGGAGGAGCCGACCCACCUCCCCUUGGUCGUCUGCAUCGACAAACUCACCAAGGUCUACAAGACGGACAAGAAGCUGGCGCUGAACAAGCUUAGCCUCAACCUUUACGAGAACCAGGUGGUGUCCUUCCUGGGGCACAACGGCGCAGGCAAAACCACCACCAUGUCAAUCCUCACCGGCUUGUUCCCUCCAACCUCGGGCUCUGCUACCAUCUAUGGCCAUGAUAUCCGGACAGAGAUGGAUGAGAUCCGGAAGAAUCUGGGCAUGUGUCCUCAGCACAACGUGCUCUUCGACAGGCUGACGGUGGAGGAGCACCUCUGGUUCUACUCACAGCUCAAGAGCAUGGCAGAGGAGGAGAUCCGUAAGGAGAUGGACAAGAUGAUUGAGGACCUGGAGCUCUCCAACAAACGCCACUCCCUGGUGCAGACCCUCUCGGGGGGCAUGAAGAGGAAGCUGUCAGUGGCCAUCGCGUUUGUGGGCGGGUCACGGGCCGUGAUCUUGGAUGAGCCCACGGCUGGCGUGGACCCGUACGCACGCAGAGCCAUCUGGGACCUGAUCCUCAAGUACAAGCCAGGGAGGACCAUCCUGCUCUCCACUCAUCACAUGGAUGAGGCUGACCUACUGGGCGACCGCAUUGCCAUCAUCUCCCAUGGCAAGCUCAAGUGCUGCGGCUCUCCACUCUUCCUCAAGAGCACGUACGGCGAUGGCUACAAGCUGACGGUGGUGAAGAAGCAGUCGGAUACCAGGAACGGCACAGACCCAGGCCAGCCGCACAGCCCUCCAGCCCACUCCUCCAUCAGCCCUUGCUCUGAGCCCCGUGUCUCCCAGUUCAUCAAGAAAUACGUGGCCUCCUGCCUCCUCAUCUCAGACACCAACACCGAACUCUCCUACAUCCUGCCCAGUGAGGCUGUCAAGAAGGGCUGCUUUGAGAGGCUCUUCCAGCACUUGGAGCAGAGCCUGGAGGAGCUGGACCUCACCAGUUUCGGGCUGAUGGACACCACGCUGGAGGAGGUCUUCCUGAAGGUGUCUGAGGAAGACCAGUCUCUGGAGAACAGUGACGUGGACAUGAAGGAAUCCAAGAAGGACACCCUGAGGCCGCCAGCCCCUGAGCUGGGCCCAAAGCCUGAGGCCAACGGGGAGCCCCUGGCGGAAGCGACGGUGCCGGAGAAGCCUGAAGUGGAGCUCAGCAACCUGGUGACCUGCUCCAAGCUGGCGCAGUCGCAGGCAUCCCUGCGCUCGGCCUCCUCGGUGGGCUCCGUGCGGGGUGACGAAGGUGGGGCUUAUUCCGAGUUCUUUGGGGAUUAUGCGCCCCUGUUCGAUAACCGGCAGGAUCCCGAUAACAUCAGUCUGCAAGAGCAAGAGGUGGAGGCAGAGGACAGUGACCUGGCUGGGCAGGGGAGCUUCAAGCUGGAGGGCUCAUGGCUGAAGCUGCGCCAGUUCCACGGGCUUAUCGUUAAACGCUUCCACUGUGCCAAGCGCAACACCAAGGCGCUCUUCUCGCAGAUCCUCCUGCCCGCCUUCUUCGUCUGCGUGGCCAUGACGGUGGCGCUCUCAGUGCCUGAGAUAGGUGACCUACCACCCCUCAUCCUCUCACCAUCACAGUACCACAACUACACCCAGCCCAAGGGCAACUUCAUUCCGUAUGCCAACGAGGAGCGGCGUGAGUACCGCAUCCGGCUGUCUCCUGAUGCCAGCCCCCAGCAGCUGGUGAACACCUUCCACCUGCCCUCUGGCGUGGGGGCCACCUGCGUGCUGAAGACACCCUUCAACAACACGCUGGACCAGCCCAUGCAGACUCUCAACCUCAACAGCAACGAAUCCAAGAUGCUGGCAGCCAAGUACUUUGACGCCAUGUGCAUCGACUCCUUCACCCAGGGCCUGCCACUCUCCAACUUUGUCCCGCCGCCUCCAUCGCCAGCUCCGUCCGACUACCCUGUCUCGGUGGAUGAGGACCUGCUCCGUGCCUGGAACUCCACAGCCUUCUCCUCUGCGAUCAAAGAGACUGUAACCUCAGCACCCGCCCUGCCCCGCGUCGUCCAUGAGCCCAUCAGGUGCACGUGCUCCAUGCAGGGGACCGGUUUCUCCUGCCCCAGCGGCGUGGGGGGCCACCCCCCGCAGAUGAAGGUGGUGACAGGGGACAUUCUGGCUGACAUCACAGGGCGCAACGUCUCUGAGUAUUUGCUCUACACCUCGGACCGCUUCCGCCUGCACAGGUACGGGGCACUCACUUUUGGCAACGUCCAGAAAUCCAUCCCAGCUUCCUUCGGAGCCAGGGCUCCUGCCACGGUGCGCAAGAUCGCCGUCCGGAGAACGGCCCAGGUCUUCUACAACAACAAGGGCUACCACAGCAUGCCCACAUACCUCAACGCGCUCAACAAUGCCAUCCUGAGAGCCAACUUGCCCAAGAGUAAAGGCAACCCUGCUGCCUAUGGCAUCACAGUCACCAACCACCCCAUGAACAAGACGAGUGCCAGCCUGUCCCUGGAUUACCUCCUGCAAGGCACAGACGUGGUGAUUGCCAUCUUCAUCAUUGUGGCCAUGUCCUUCGUGCCAGCCAGCUUUGUGGUGUUCCUGGUGGCCGAAAAGGCCACUAAGGCCAAGCACCUGCAGUUUGUGAGUGGCUGUGAUCCUGUCAUCUACUGGUUGGCCAACUACGUGUGGGACAUGCUGAACUACCUGGUGCCGGCCACGUGCUGCAUCAUCAUCCUGUUCGUGUUCGACCUCCCAGCGUACACCUCACCCACCAAUUUCCCCGCCGUCCUCUCCCUCUUCCUGCUCUACGGCUGGUCCAUCACCCCCAUCAUGUACCCUGCCUCCUUCUGGUUUGAGGUGCCCAGCUCCGCCUACGUUUUUCUCAUCGUCAUCAACCUCUUCAUCGGCAUCACAGCCACUGUCGCCACGUUCCUGCUGCAGCUCUUUGAGCAUGACAAGGAUCUGAAGGUGGUGAACAGCUACCUGAAGAGCUGCUUCCUCGUAUUCCCUAACUACAACCUGGGCCAUGGCUUGAUGGAGAUGGCCUACAACGAGUACAUCAACGAAUACUAUGCCAAGAUCGGGCAGUUUGAUAAGAUGAAAUCGCCCUUUGAAUGGGACAUCGUGACGCGAGGGCUGGUUGCCAUGACAAUCGAAGGUUUCGUUGGCUUCUUCAUCACCAUCAUGUGCCAGUACAACUUCUUCCGGAAGCCCCAGCGGCUGCCCGUCUCCACCAAACCCAUCGAGGAUGACAUCGAUGUGGCCAAUGAGCGACACCGUGUCCUGCGCGGCGAUGCCGACAACGACAUGCUGAAGAUUGAAAACCUCACCAAGGUGUACAAGUCCCGCAAGAUUGGGCGCAUCCUGGCCGUGGACCGGCUGUGUGUGGGGGUGCGGCCCGGGGAGUGCUUUGGGCUGCUGGGCGUCAACGGCGCGGGCAAGACAACCACCUUCAAGAUGCUGACGGGCGACGAGAGCACCACAGGCGGAGAGGCCUUUGUUAACGGGCACAGCAUCCUGAAGGAGCUCCUGCAGGUCCAGCAAAGCUUGGGCUACUGCCCCCAGUUUGAUGCGCUCUUCGAUGAGCUGACGGCCCAGGAGCACCUGGAGCUCUACACACGUCUGCGUGGCAUCCCCUGGAAGGACGAGGAGCGGGUGGUCAAAUGGGCACUGAAGAAGCUGGAGCUGACCAAGUAUGCCAACAAGCCCGCCAGCACCUACAGCGGAGGCAACAAGAGGAAGCUGUCCACAGCCAUUGCGCUGAUUGGAUACCCAGCCUUCAUCUUCCUGGAUGAGCCCACUACGGGGAUGGACCCCAAGGCACGGCGUUUCCUCUGGAACCUCAUCCUAGAUGUCCUCAAAACAGGUCGCUCCGUGGUGCUCACAUCCCACAGCAUGGAGGAGUGUGAGGCGCUCUGCACCCGCCUGGCCAUCAUGGUGAACGGGCGGCUCAAGUGUCUUGGCAGCAUCCAGCACCUGAAGAACCGGUUUGGAGAUGGCUACAUGAUCACAGUGCGCACAAAGUCCAGCCUCAACGUCAAGGAGGUGGUGAGGUUCUUCAACCGAAACUUCCCCGAGGCCGUCCUCAAGGAGCGGCACCACACCAAGGUCCAGUACCAGCUGAAGUCGGACCAGAUCUCGCUGGCGCAGGUUUUCAGCAAGAUGGAGCAGGUGGUGGACGUGUUGGGCAUCGAAGACUACUCCGUGAGCCAGACCACACUGGACAACGUGUUUGUGAAUUUUGCCAAGAAGCAAAGCGACAACCUAGAGCAGCAGGAGACGAGCCCCAGCUGCGCCCUGCAGUCGCCCCUGGAACGUGUGCUGAGCCUGCUGCGCCCCCGCGCAGCCCCCACCGAGCUGCGGGCCCUGGUGGUGGAGGAGCAGGAGGACCUGGAGACGGACGACGAGGGCCUCAUCAGCUUCGAGGAGGAGAGGGCUCAGCUCUCCUUCAACACAGACACGCUGUGCUGAGAGCCCGGGGGCAGCCGCACAGCUGUGGAGCCACCGACCCCUUUUGGCCUCUCCCCUCCCUUUGCCCCGUCGAGCGGAGCUGCCGCGGCUGGAGGCACGUGCCAGGGAGGACACGGCGGCGCGACGCCAGCCUGGACGGACCUGGUGAGCCACCGCCUGCCGGGUGGCCGCUGUUCCCUUCGGCUGCGGGGCAGUGUCACCACAUGGGGUGAGGCCACGUCCUUGGCCAGCUCGCCCCGCCAGCGUGUGCCAAUGGACAGAGACUGCGAGGAGAAGGACGCGGCUGGGCUCCAGUGCUGCCAGUCCCGCACGUUUUGUGGUGGGAAGGCCUGUGAGUGGUGCCUUUGCUUGGACACCUGUGUUGCACCCGCCCUGGGGACCUCGGCUGUGGGGAUGCCCCCCAGCACCGGCACCACCCCACGCCUGGCCCUGGUGGGGCUGGAGGGAGGAGGCUGCUUUUACCUUGUGCCCAUCACCCCUGGACUGGCGCUUGCCCUUGGCACUGUGAGGGGUGUGGGCUGCGGGGCCGCAGGGUGAGAGCUCCGGUGCUUCACCCAUGAUUGAUUUGUCACUGCCGGGGAUGUCACCGGCUGCCUCCACGCUGCUGCCAGCCAGGGGCUUCGGCCACCGUGUCCCUGCCAGGUGCGUGCUGGGCCCUUGGCACCGUCCCCAGGGCCGGCAGCCGUGCCCAAGCCGAGGGGCAGGCGGUGGGGCAGAGGGGUAUUUCACAGGGUAUUUCACAUGCUGGCACCAGCCAUUUCUCCCCUCUGCCCGCACCCACCCCUCCCAGCGCCCCUCACCCUGCCUCCUGCCAGCCCUCGCUGCCCACGUCCCCAACACUGGGCAGCACUGCAGCUCUGCCACCUUUCAGCUCUGUCCCCUCCUUUUCCUCCUUGCCCUGGCACUUACUGCUCAGCAUCUGGCCCAGUACGGGAGCUGCCUGCACUGGGUUCUUGUUGGGGCACUGGUGGCACUGGGCAAGGGGUUGCUUUCCCCCAAGUGGCUUUCAAAGCUGGGAGUGGGGUGGACUUGAGGUACGAGGACAGGACAGCCUGGCUGGGCACUGGUACAGCCUGGCAGAGGUUCCUGAGGUGGUGGGAAGGGGACGAUGGAGCGUGGCGGUGUGGCUGGAGCGGGCACCCCUCGGCCUGCAGUACCCCUCCUUUCUGCAGAGGGUCCUGUCACCCGUUGGGGUUGUUCCCAGCACCCCGUCAGCACAGCCCAGCUCUUUGACCCACAGCCGUGCCCAGCGAUGGGGUGAUGGCAGCACCUGUGAUUCUGACCCCGACCACGCACCCCGCCGGUGCCCAGGUCUGGGCUGCCCCAUGGGCCCCGCUGCCCUCUCUGCCCCCCUGGAUGCCCCAAGCAGGCAGUGCCAGCCCCCCAACUUGCUGCUGUGGGGCAGCACCCCAGGGGGAGGUGGAUUGGGGCCAAGGAGUGGGGCAGACCCCAGAGGCGGCUGUCCCCCCCGCUGUCCCCGUGCCCCCCGGGCUCGCCAGCCCCGUAUGCCGCGCUAGGGAUUGUGAUAUGAAAUACAGUAUUUUCAACAGGGGAAACGUUGGGGGAGAUGAGCUCUAUUUUCAGAUUUUUCAGACCAUAUUUUUUUUAACGGCAUACUGGCACUGGCUGCUCCUGGGGGCAGGGGUGACGGGGUGGGCAGCCCACCUGGAGCCCUUGCUGGGCACGCUUUGCUGCCUGGGUGGGUGCUGGGGGACACACCAACUCGGGGCUGGCCCUUUGCCCCCAGGGAGAGAGGGGACCCUGUCAUCUUGGGGUCCCCGGUUCGGUGGUGGCACCCCGGGGUGGGCACAGCGCCACACUCUGUGCACUGGCCGGGGCUUUGUCCUUGCCCGCUGCCACUUGCCAGGCAAUGCCAGGUGAGUGCUACUUGCUCGGGGCUCCAGGUGGGACCUGAACCCUGGGCAAGGAGCACCCCUGCACUCCCAUCUGCUGAGCUGCACCCCCCGCUGCUCUGCCACCCCCCCUGUGCCCCAUGGCUUUUCAUGGAGAUGCUUUUAUGUCCCGCAGGGGUGGCUGUGGUGUCCCUGGGUGGCCGCGGUGACCUGUCCGGGCUGGGGUUUGCCCAGUCCUGCCAAGGGCACUGCGGGGUGGGCGGCGGGAUGAGCGGGAGGGCAUCACCCCUGGGCAGGGGUGGCCUCUGCCUUAACACUGUUUGCUUCGUUGAGUCCAUCCCUGUUUCCCUCCUCACCUCCCUCUGCACGCCCUUGGCCACCAGCUGUGGGCACGGUGCCGGUGCCACGCACGGGGCACCCCGAGGGGUGGGGACGCCUGGAGGAGCCUGUACAUUGCUAGCAAAAGAAACACCAACAAAAAGAUGAAAUGUGAAAAUAAUGAUCAUUUUAAAUAAAAAAUA
Molecule: messenger RNA, 11212 nt
Organism: Cuculus canorus (common cuckoo)
Lineage: Eukaryota; Metazoa; Chordata; Aves; Cuculiformes; Cuculidae
Gene: ABCA2
Product: ATP binding cassette subfamily A member 2
Exons: 48
Coding region: 1519-8838 (2439 amino acids)
Biological process (GO): lipid transport; transmembrane transport
Cellular component (GO): intracellular membrane-bounded organelle; membrane
Molecular function (GO): ATP binding; lipid carrier activity; ABC-type transporter activity
Source: RefSeq, a predicted model, not a curated record